GCUGACCCAGGGAUGGAAAACGAGACAAGCAUCCAGACAAGUGCUCCUUCCUCAAGCCCCACGUCCCCUGAACGAGAUACUCUGUUGCAUCAUGCACCACGGUUUGGCACUGUUAUACCGAACCGAAUCUUUGUGGGAGGAAUAGAUAAUAAGACUAAUGAGAAUGAUCUUAGACGUUUCUUCUCUCAGUAUGGAACCGUGAAAGAAGUGAAGAUUGUUAUUGAUCGUGCUGGUGUGUCAAAGGGGUAUGGCUUUGUCACAUUUGAAACUCCAGAAGAUGCCCAGAAGAUUCUUCAAGAUGCUGACCAACUUUCUUUUCACGAUAAGAAACUCAACAUUGGUCAAGCUGUCCGCAAAAAGCAAGUGGGAGUUCCAUGUGGUACUGCAGUUCCUAACCACAACCCUGCUCUGGGCUUCCCAGGCCACUGUGGUACCAUGUACCUCACCACCCCCGCAGGCUACCCAUAUACCUACCAUAACGGUGUGGCCUACUUCAACCAGCCAGACAUCAGCCCUGCCAGUGCACACUGGCCUUCACGCACAGUGUCUGGAUCUCCCAUUAUGCUUACACAUCCCAGCCCUCAGAUCUACCCACAGUCAACUUGCCCCCUUUACCAGACUCCCACCCAGUGUGUAUCUGGACCCCUAACCUGGAAUUUCCCGCAAGUAGAGUCUCCUGUCCCCUCUAGCCCUGUGUUAUAUGUGCAGCCACCAGAGAUGCUGUACCACCCAAUGGAGCUGACCCCAGACAGUGGAUGUGCCCAACCAGCUCUGCCUUUAGUGGAGACUACCAUUCCUGAGCCCUACGUGGAUCACGUGGUGCAGCAGGCAUAUCAUCAGACUUACGUCCAGAACGCUACAGGAAUUCCUACAGUUAUCAUGCCUCAGGAGGGAGGAAAGGAACAGAGGUUUUACCCGAUGAGACGAGGGAUUCCUCACUCUGUUCACCUGAAAUCCAGGUAUAGUCGGAGCCCUCAUUAUGCUCACAUGCGGAAGAGCUACCGCCCUGACAUCUCAGAGCUCUCUCCCUCAGCUGUCACUCAAACUCUCAAGUAG
Messenger RNA from Chanos chanos (milkfish), 1056 nucleotides. Its product is annotated as protein boule-like. The record is from RefSeq and is a predicted model, not a curated record. Gene Ontology annotation, molecular function: mRNA 3'-UTR binding; translation activator activity. Gene Ontology annotation, biological process: 3'-UTR-mediated mRNA stabilization; positive regulation of translational initiation. Lineage: Eukaryota; Metazoa; Chordata; Actinopteri; Gonorynchiformes; Chanidae. Bases 13 to 1056 code for a protein of 347 amino acids. Gene Ontology annotation, cellular component: cytoplasm. The transcript has 11 exons.